Molecule: messenger RNA, 1342 nt
Organism: Neurospora hispaniola
Lineage: Eukaryota; Fungi; Ascomycota; Sordariomycetes; Sordariales; Sordariaceae
Exons: 2
Coding region: 1-879 (292 amino acids)
Biological process (GO): secondary metabolic process
Molecular function (GO): CoA-ligase activity
Source: RefSeq, a predicted model, not a curated record
AUGCCCCAGGCAGGCCACUCACUGAUUUCUUUCGCCACGAUCAAAUUGCGACUGGAUCAUACUGAACAGCAUAUUGGCCAUGAAGCAAACAACUGCUUGCUACCUUCUAUUCCGCGCUUAGUUCUACCGGCAGCCCCAGACCGGUCGCCGUUCGCACUAUGCCCUCGUAGCUCAACACAUGGCGAUUCGUCCGGGGGGUCAGCCCUACAGCGAGUCCGUGGUCCGGCUAACAUGUCUCCCGCUCUACACUACAAUACUAUGCCGUCCCGUGUACAUCAUGUCCAAAUCUAUUGCAAGCCCUUUAUCCACUACACUACAUACGUCGACACCUAUCGGGUAUUUGAAACAUACCUCCAUCUUACGCCAUCGAUCAUCAAGAUCCUCACUAACCUUGAUGAACCUGGCCUCCGAGAAAGCUUGGACACUUCCCGCUACUUUGGCGUGGGUGGAGGGCCGAUCGACUCGGUUGCCCUAGGGAAGCCGAAGGCCGUCCUCCACCCGGAAGCUACCGCAUCUCAGAUCCGGGGGAUGACGGAGUUCGGGGUUUCUGCGCUCUUUCGCUGGGGCGAGCAAGAUGAGACAGGAUCCGUCGGCCGGCUACUCGAAGGGUACCGGAUUCGCCUGGUUGAACACAAUGGUCAUGAUACCACGACAAAAGGCCGGCCCGGAAAGCUGCUUGUUCGAUCGCCGAGUCUCAUGACCGGGUAUAUAAGCAUGUUGCCCUACGUCGGAGUCGAUCAAGAGGAUUGGCCCCAAACUGGCACCGGCACCAUUGUUUCUGUCAAGAUGGAUAAGCUUUACGUUCAUGCUGUUGGCAAAGCAAUGGAGUCAUCCAAAACCCCGAGGAACACACAUUCCGGACUUUCUCACCUGGUCUGAGUUCGGAAGAAAUAUUAAGAGGACGUUGGUACAGGAACGAGAUUGGGACCCAAGUGGCGUCGCCAAAUAUUCAUCGGCAAUUGCCGUGGCGUCUUCAUACCUAUACUAAAGACAUCCAGCUCUGCCUACCUGUAGCUUACCAUUCACCACAUACACCGCCUGAUUGAGAUGAAAAUGUUAAAGGCAAUCGAACCUGCAUCUAGGCCGGUGCAAAACAUCUUUCUCGCACUGAACUGCCUGCACCUUCUCCUUGGCCAAUCGGAGCUUUUCUCUUAACGACAUCCACAACGUUCGCGGGUGAUACGGAGAUCACUGCGAUGCGUGGGUCAAAAGCGAGCUGGCGAGUAAGCUGAAUUUGCCAAGCUGUGCUGCAGGAGGAGACUCAAACACAAGAUGUUUGCUGAUCCGCGAUGGCAUGAUAUCAUGGAUACCUCUAGGUACCUGUUCUAGAGUUAAAGAAUGG